GCAUCUCUGAUUGUUUUGACAACAACCACGUGCGGCAACGACUCGGCUGCUUAGAUCUUUAAUUGAGAUCUCGUUGUGCUUAGAUCUUUGAAUUUUUCUGAAUUACACACGGCUUAAAAUGACGGACAACAAGAAACAACCGUUGCUUUACAUGGAAGAGUACAGAACAAAGCAGGAUCCACAGGAUUAUGGGCUGGCCGACGAGGUCUUUAAUAUGGACGUCUUCAAAAGCAAAUUACAAGUGGUAAUUGUUCGAAAUGAUGAAGAGCAUGGCUUAGAAUUUGAUUUGAUUGGCGUAUACCCAGCAAUUGCUAACGCAUUUCGUCGCUUGAUGCUCAGUGAGGUGCCGAGCAUGGCCAUUGAAAAGGUUUACAUAUACAAUAACACCUCGAUCAUCCAAGACGAGGUGCUGGCCCAUCGUAUGGGUUUGUUGCCGCUUCGCGCAGAUCCCCGGCUGUUCGCCUAUCGCACCGAGGAGAGCACGGAGCAGGGCACCGAACAGGAUACGCUGGAAUAUGAGCUGAAGGUGAAGUGUACGCGACGCAAGGAUGCUAACAAGGAUCAAUCUAACUUUGAUGAUAUCUACAAGAAUCACAAGGUUUAUUCAGGACAUUUGAAAUGGUUGCCUAAGGGCAAACAAGCACAGAUUUAUAGCGAAAACAGCGUUAAUUGUAUCCAUGAGGAUAUAUUGAUUGCACAGCUGCGACCAGGGCACGAACUGGAUCUACGUUUGAUUGCUGUGAAGGGCAUUGGAAAGGAUCAUGCCAAGUUUUCGCCAGUGGCCACCGCCUACUAUCGUCUACUGCCACAGAUAAACCUAACUAGGGAUGUGACCGGAAAGGAUGCCUAUCUACUGCAGAGCUGUUUCUCACCGGGUGUCAUUGGCAUCGAUGAGAACGAGUGCGCCUAUGUGAAGGAUGCACGCUACGACAGCUGCAGUCGGAAUGUGUAUCGUUAUCCCCAUCUAGCUGAUGCUGUUACUAUGGCUCGAGUGCGUGAUCAUUACAUCUUUAAUGUUGAAUCUGUGGGAGCCUUGAAGCCGGAGGUAAUAUUCUUAGAAGCCGUUCGAGUGUUGAAGAAAAAGUGUCGCAGUUUUAUCGAUGAAAUCGAGUCGGAAUAAACAUAAAACAUUUAUUUCUGUGUAUAAGUUAGUUAUGCUUGUCAAUAUAUAUAUAAUUAUAUAUAGCUUGAUAAUAAG
Drosophila hydei is the source of this 1198-nucleotide messenger RNA. It is a transcript of the gene Polr1C, whose product is annotated as DNA-directed RNA polymerases I and III subunit RPAC1. Gene Ontology annotation, molecular function: protein dimerization activity. NCBI's taxonomy places the organism in Eukaryota, Metazoa, Arthropoda, Insecta, Diptera, Drosophilidae. The record is from RefSeq and is a predicted model, not a curated record. The coding region runs from base 119 to 1120 and encodes 333 amino acids. Gene Ontology annotation, biological process: DNA-templated transcription. Gene Ontology annotation, cellular component: RNA polymerase I complex; RNA polymerase III complex. The transcript has 2 exons.